AUGGUGGACCCAUUUGAAGUGCGCGUGCGCUUCAGCUCACAGCUUCAGAAUCUGAAUGCUUCCGUCACCUCAGCUCAAAAAGCUGCCGCCUACGCGAUGAAACGACAGCCUCAAACUCCUGUGAACACACGGGCCAAUAUCAUGUAUUUCAUCGAACAUUUUCUUGAACAUGCCAGCAAGAAUGGACAUGCCAAUUAUGUUCGUAUGCUUCAACGCGACAUUAUCAGGGUUGUCGAUGCUGUAGCACCCGAGGAUGGCUCCGGCGCAGCGAACGUCAAAGUAGUCCGCAAGGUUCUCCAUGGUCUGCAAAAGAAAGACUUUCUCGAGUCUCAGGCUGUCACUGAGAUUGAGGAGGUUCUGAAAGAGCGGGAAGCCGCCCAUGAUAUCAGCCUCUCGUCCCCCCCGAGUGGUGAGGGAGACAUGGGCGAUAUGCCACCGUCGCAGACUAUUCCCAAGGCUGGCCGCAGUCGGGUCAGUGCCCAAAAACUUGACAAGAAACAAAUCGAGCAGCGUAUCGAGGAGGACAGAGAGCGCCACAAGCGGCUGAGGGAAAAUAUCUGGGCUGUUCCGAGAGGUAGCGAUGCCGAGAUGUGGAAAUUGUGGGAUGAAACCAGUGACCUUGGCGAAGAUGAUCACAUCAUGGGACAAGAAGAGUUGAUUGAGCGUGAGCGGUGUCUCCGGAUGAGUUGCUCUCACCGCGAGACUGACCAUGCGGCUAACGGGAGGCAAUCGCACUGA
This is a messenger RNA of Thyridium curvatum, 738 nucleotides long. RefSeq lists its product as uncharacterized. Gene Ontology annotation, biological process: positive regulation of DNA-templated transcription, elongation; positive regulation of transcription by RNA polymerase I. The transcript has 3 exons. The record is from RefSeq and is a predicted model, not a curated record. NCBI's taxonomy places the organism in Eukaryota, Fungi, Ascomycota, Sordariomycetes, Thyridiales, Thyridiaceae. Bases 1 to 738 code for a protein of 245 amino acids. Gene Ontology annotation, cellular component: CTDK-1 complex.